Messenger RNA from Orbilia oligospora ATCC 24927, 2070 nucleotides. RefSeq lists its product as uncharacterized. Gene Ontology annotation, molecular function: single-stranded DNA binding; damaged DNA binding. Bases 1 to 2070 code for a protein of 689 amino acids. Gene Ontology annotation, biological process: nucleotide-excision repair; mismatch repair. Gene Ontology annotation, cellular component: nucleotide-excision repair factor 2 complex; cytoplasm; nucleus. NCBI's taxonomy places the organism in Eukaryota, Fungi, Ascomycota, Orbiliomycetes, Orbiliales, Orbiliaceae. The record is from RefSeq and is a predicted model, not a curated record. The transcript has a single exon.
AUGUAUCAUGGGCAUAGACGCAAUGUUUGGCUUAAUGAUAAAGAGCUCUGGGAGAUAAUUCUGAAAUGCAUGGAAGGUACCGGGGCGAAAAAAAGUGUCGAAGUGUACCUCGACUUUGUUAAUCCUGGGAAGCUACCUCCCGAUUCUCCUAAAUAUACCACAAAAAAGAGUGGGAGAAAGGGGAGGGGGAGGGGGAGGGGGAAGGGGAAGGAGAAGCCUAAGACGGCAGAUCUUCCGCGGUUAGAGCCGCUAGAAAGACCUUCUCUGCCGCCGUGCAGCUUUGAUACUAAACUAGUAGAAAUAUUGGGACUUCUUAUGCGUUUAUGGAAAAGAAAGUUUCAUAUUGAUGCCCCAGGGUUACGUAAAAGAGGCUACUCCGAAAACAUUACGGGGGCAAUAUCUGCAGAUAAAGAAAACCAGACUGAAAGAAUUCAAGGACUCGAUGAUUUUCGACAAAGGGCCAAAGAUCUUCGCGGAUCUCGGGACACUGGAGCUCAACUUUUUACAGCACUCCUCCGGGCUCUUGGAUUCGAAUCAAGACUCGUAUUCAGUAUUUGUCCGCUUGGGUAUGGUUUUUCGAAAAGUGAGAUGCGCGAGGACGAUAGUACAGGGCGUUCAAGGGAAAGCGCGUCAAGCGUCGAAUCAAGUGGAGAAAGUUCGGAUUAUGGUUCCAAUUCUGAUAAUAACCUUUCAAAACAGAAACAGUCGUCUUCUAGGCAAAGGAGCAUGGGUAAUGCAAAGGCAUACGAUAAAGAUCUCAAGUUUCCAACAUUUUGGUCCGAGGUUUAUUCCCCAAUAACAGAACAGUGGAUAGCGAUUGACCCGCUUGUUACCGGUUUAAUCCUAAGCAAAGAUGAUAUGUCCAGGCUCGAGCCUAAAGGACGAAUAGCUUCAAAAUCCAAACAGCAAAUUUCAUACGUCAUUGCUUAUAGCGCUGACAAGUCGGCUCGAGAUGUCACAAUACGUUAUUUGAGUGGGAUGGUGUUCCCCGGGAAAACCAAAGGUUUCCGGAUGCCCAUAUUUGGGAGGGAAGUGCUUAGCAAUCAGGGAGAUCUCCUAAUGAUGGAAGAAUUCGACCUUUUCUCGGAGAGAAUUCUGAAGUGUUUCCAACCUUGCGGUCUGGCUAAGACGGCAAGAAGCCUCAAAGAGGACCAGGACUUAUUACCCAAGGCCUCUACGGAAUUGUUGAAUCCAUUUAAAGGGGAUUUCCCCAAGAGCAUCGCUGCAUAUAAAAACCAUCUCAAGUAUGUGCUUGAACGGCACUUGAAACGAGAGGAUUGUAUCUUGCCAGGAGAGCUACCAGUACAUACGUUGGCUACUGGCAAAGCAAGCGCGAUCAAGGAGGAGAAAGUAUAUUCCAGGCAGUCUAUAAUUGUCGGCAAGCCAGCCGAAAACUGGUAUAGGGAGGGUAGAGUCAUCAAGAAAAACGAACAUCCACUCAAAAUAGUGCCCAGUCGGGCUGUCACGACCAAUCGAAAGCGCGAAAUCGAGGAUGCGAAACGUGAAGGCGAUACUAGAGCUGGGUUAGUUGGUCUCUACGGUUUCUAUCAAACAGAGAUUUAUCGUCCGCCGCCUAUCAUUGAUGGGGUAAUCCCCAAAAAUGCCUAUGGAAAUAUUGAUUGCUUCGUUCCGAGUAUGGUCCCCGUAGGUGCCGUUCACGUGCCUUGGGGGAACGCAGUACGGUUGAGUAAGAAACUUGGGAUUGAGUUUGCAGAAGCCGUCACUGGAUUUGACUUCAAAAAUAAGAGAGCGGUACCUCGGACUGAGGGAGUAUUGUGUUCGGAAGAGAAUGCAGACAUUUUGACCGAGGCUUGUAGACAAGACGAUGAACAGAAAAGAUUGAAGGAUGGUGAAAAGCGCCAGCAGAUUUGUCUUGCGCUCUGGAAAAGAUUUCUUAUCGGCCUUCGUAUUGUUGAAAGGAUCGAAGAGAGCUACGGGUCGGGAACUAGCGAACCUGCAGCUGCUCGGGAAACUGAAGAUACAGGCCGAGAUCAGGAACGGGAGACCACGGUGGUCCUGGAUUCGGGUAAUAACAGCGACUUAGAAGAAGGGGGCUUCUUCCGUGAGUAG